Lactuca saligna is the source of this 2512-nucleotide messenger RNA. The record is from the annotation of a GenBank genome assembly. Lineage: Eukaryota; Viridiplantae; Streptophyta; Magnoliopsida; Asterales; Asteraceae.
CCAACAAUCUUUUUCAGUUCUUUUGUGGAUGACUGUUCUACCUGAACAAGUUAACGUGUGGUAGGUUUACAUGCGUGUAUUAACUGUUUGAUAAAAUGCCAGAAUGAAGCCUUUCUUUCAGGAGAACUCCAAGUUAACUUGUUAACCUGGUGGGUCUUACGGGUUGAGUUUACCCUUUUUCUAGAAACUUCACUUCCCCAAACUUAUGUUAGAAAUGUAUAUACAUUGAUAAAUCAUUCAAGUCUUUCUGUAGUUCAAUUGUUUCUACAAUACUGAAAGUAUAGUCAAAGUCUUCUCGGAGUCAACUAUGUGAAUUUUCAUUUCAGUAUUCCCUUUUUCCUAAAAUGACCCCCUCUCUUUCUUCCUACAGCCACAACUUUAGGAUAAAAAAACAGCUUUUGACUGGUUACACAAAGACUAUUCCCCUUGUCCCUACCCCAAAACAAAUAACUUCAGAAUCAUCAUGUCGAAGAAUUUCUUGAAGUGGAGUUUUCGGUUUUAGUUUGUUCAUUUUAUUUGUGAAUUUGUCUUGAAAGCUAGCGUUCUGUGUUUGAAGUUUUUGGCAUUUUAUAUUUCUUGAUUUUGUUCAAUAACUGAUGAUGAAACUAGGCUUUUAACCAGCCAGAAAUGGAUAGAAUCCUCCCUGUGAUCCUGUAUUUAUUUAUUUUGGGGUUCCAUAAAAGGGUUUAUGGGAAUGCUGAAGUUGAUGCAUUGAAUAGCCUAAAAUCAAAGUUAAAUGAUCCGAAGAAUGUUUUGCAAAGUUGGGAUUCGGCCCUUCCCACCCCAUGUACUUGGUUUCAUGUCACUUGCGACCCUGGGAAUAAAGUUACUCGAGUUGAUCUUGGAAAUGCGGACUUGUCAGGUCCACUGGUUCCGGAGCUUGGUCAACUUAAAAAUUUACAGUACUUGGAGCUUUAUAGUAAUAACAUCACUGGAAAAAUUCCUGAUGAACUUGGGAAGUUAAGACAGUUAGUGAGUUUGGAUCUUUAUCUUAACCAGUUAGAAGGUGGCAUUCCCAACACAUUGGGCAACCUUCAGAAACUUCGUUAUCUUCGUCUGAAUAACAACGGUUUGAUGGGAACUAUUCCAAAUUCUUUAACUACUAUAGACAAACUAGAAAUUCUUGAUCUAUCCAACAACUUUUUGAAUGGAGCUGUCCCUUACAAUGGCUCAUUUUCGCGAUUCACAACUAUUAGUUUUUUCAAUAAUCCCAACUUGACAUUUGCGAAUGAUACAACACCGAAUGUGACACUGACACCUCCUUCAGUCCGCAAAGACAACACAUUAGCGAUUGCCGGAGGAGUUGCUGUCGGAGCUGCUAUCUUUAUUGCAGUUCCGUUGAUUGCACUUGCUUGGUGGCGGCGUAGACACCCACAAGAUCAUUUCUCUGAUGUAGCAGCUGGAGAGGAUCCGGAAGUUCAUCAAUUAGGGCAACUGAAGAGGUUUUCUCUACGUGAGCUACAAGUUGCAACGGAUGAUUUUAGCGACAAAAACAUUCUCGGGAAAGGUGGCGAGUUGCAGUUUCAGACGGAGGUUGAGUUGAUAAGUAUGGCAGUUCACCGGAAUCUACUAAGGCUUCAAGGUUUUUGCAUGACACCAACCGAACGUUUGCUUGUUUAUCCAUUCAUGGUCAAUGGAAGCGUUGCAUCAUGUCUAAAAGAUCGACCCGAUACAAAACCCGCACUCGAUUGGCCAACAAGGAAACGGAUCGCACUCGGGUCCGCACGUGGCCUCGCGUAUUUACACGAUGACUGCGACCCAAAAAUCAUUCACCGUGAUGUAAAAGCUGCAAACAUUCUAUUAGAUGAGGAAUUUGAAGCAAUAGUUGGAGAUUUUGGGUUAGCAAAACUCAUGGACUACAAAGACACUCAUGUCACAACUGGUGUUCGUGGUACAAUCGGACAUAUAGCCCCGGAGUAUAUAUCCACGGGCAGAUCUUCGGAAAAAACGGAUGUUUUUGGAUAUGGUGUGAUGCUUUUAGAGCUUAUUACUGGGCAACGGGCGUAUGAUCUUGCACGACUUGCUAAUGAUGAUGAGGUGAUGUUGCUUGAUUGGGUGAAAGGGCUUUUGGAAGAUAGGAAGUUGGAGGUGCUUGUGGAUCCGGAUUUAGGAGGUGAUUUGUUGAAUGGAGUUGAGGAGGUGAUACGGGUAGCGCUAUUGUGCACACGGGCGACACCGUGGGAGAGACCGAAGAUGUUUGAAGUGGUUAAGAUGCUUGAAGGUGAUGACGGGUUGGCGGAGAGGUGGGAGGAGUGGAAGAAAGAGGCGAUUCCAAAGAAAGAGGAUAGUCAGAUACAACAGAUUCGGGUUGAGUUUGAUUCGGGUUUUAACCCUAGUAAUGAUCACUUGUCUGGUCCUAGAUAAUCGACCGUUUGUCCCUUUUUUUGUUGUAAAUCUUAGGAGUCUUGAGUUUAUGUAGUAUUGGGGAAUUUUCAAAAUACAUACAAAAACGCUUGGUCAUUUUGUGUAUAAGAAAAAGUUUAUUUUGUUGUAUAAAAAAAUUUGGCUGGGU